AUGGCGCGGCCCUCGUCGGGCGCCCUGGUUCUGGUGCUCCUCUGCUUGGUGGCCGCAGUGAAGGGCGAGGUCAUGCCAAGCGGCAACAUGACAGACCCCUGCUACACAGACCCAGCAGCCGACGCCUGCGCCGGCUUUGAGCGCAGCGCCGCAGACUGGACUAGCGACCUGGAUACUCUGUGCCAGGAGAUGCCCUUUAUGAUCGGGUGCUCCAUGUGGACGCAGUGCCAGGCUGGCCAGGCCAACGUCGACUCGCCCUUCUGCUCCCCGGCCUCGCUCGUGGGUGACAUCUGUGUGGCGGACGCGAUGAGCAAGAUGUAUGGUUGCGAGGCUCACAACGCGCUGUGCACAAACACCACCAAAGUGCAGCAGUGCCUGCAGCCCGGCGUGGCGCCCAACGUGCCGACCACUUUCCAGACAAAAGCAGACAUUGACGGCGUGUGCACCAGCCACUCCAUGGACGGCUGCCAGAACUGCACCUCGGUCGGGCGCACCAACUUCAAGGCCUGCCCCGAGCUGUUCAAUAUCUACUCCAAGCUCUGCAUCUCCAUGCCCGACAUGUCGCAGUGCCAGAACUGGCAGGUGUUCUGCAGCAACCAGACCCUGGCAGCCGCCUUCCCCAUGUUUUGUUCCGGCGACGCGGCAGACGGCAGCAGCAGCGCGCUCCCUCCUAUGAAGAUGUGGAUGCACCAGAGCACGCGAGACAUCUUCUUGUUCAAGGAAUGGGUGCCCAACAGCACCGGGCAGUACAUCGGGCUGUGCAUCAGCAUGUGCGUGCUGGCAGUCUUCACGCAGUUCCUCAAGGCCGUGCGGCUGCGGGUGGAGAUGCGAUGGUCGGCAGAGGCGCGCGGGCCGUCGCUGUGCUGCGGCCUGGAGAACGGCUCGCCCUCUGCGGCCUCCUCCGACAGCGCCGCCUCCGGCUCCGCCGGCGGCAUCAAGCCCUCUGGCAGCAAAGACUCGGAGCUGGCAGAGGUGCCCACGUGCUGCGGCGGCGGCGGGGCCGCCGUGGCCCCCGACGACGGCACGCUGGUGCCCACCAGCCGCCGCGCGCCGUGGCGGCGCGGCUCCGGCCAGCAGGGCGCCCUCGCCUGCUGCGGCGUGCAGCUCAUCACCCGGGCCCAGGCCCGCCGCAACUUUUGGCGCGCGGUCUUCACCUUUGUGGUCAUGCUGCUUGACUACUCGCUGAUGCUGGUGGUCAUGACUUUCAACGUGGGCGUCAUCCUGGCAGUUUGUGGCGGCUUUGCGAUUGGCGCGCUGCUGUUUGGGCACGCAGGGGAGCGGCCCAGCGGGCCCAUCGUGCGCCAGGUGGCACCUGUGGGCGCCUCCAGCGAGCUGGAGACUGUGUUUGUGGAAGGGGCGGCCUGCUGCUCCGGCGGCUCGGGCUGCGGCGGCGGCGGCCAUAGCGGCGGCCAGCUGUGA
This is a messenger RNA of Chlorella variabilis, 1419 nucleotides long. RefSeq lists its product as hypothetical. Lineage: Eukaryota; Viridiplantae; Chlorophyta; Trebouxiophyceae; Chlorellales; Chlorellaceae. The transcript has 11 exons. Gene Ontology annotation, molecular function: copper ion transmembrane transporter activity. Gene Ontology annotation, cellular component: membrane. The record is from RefSeq and is a predicted model, not a curated record. The coding region runs from base 1 to 1419 and encodes 472 amino acids. Gene Ontology annotation, biological process: copper ion transmembrane transport.